UCGAGACCUUCAAUUGAGGGACUCCCAUUUCAUGUCAUAUAAGGCCUUUUCAGUAAAAUCAAAGGCCUUAAAUUAAGAGAAUCUCGAUCCGCAUAAUAUACAGCCUAUUCAAGAAAAUCGAGGCCUUUAUUUAAGGGACUCCUAAUUCGCAUGAUCAAAGCCUCUAGUUAAGCUACGAGCAACCUAAUCACCGCACCACAUUCUUUAAUGGUAAAUCGUAAUAAUACCCUUACCUCUAUUUAAAACCCUAAAACCUCUUCCAUUUUUCUCUAUCAAAAAAAAAUAAAAUUCAACCUAAAGUAAAGCACCCAUAUAGUCCUACCAGUAAAUGUUGCACUAAUAGCCAUUUUUUGCUAUACACAGAGAAAGAAAUCACCAUGGAUUCUUAUGAAGCAACAAAAACAGUGUUAUCAAGAGUUCAAAAUUUAGAUCCAGAAAAUGCAUCAAAAAUCAUGGGUUAUAUACUUAUACAAGACCAAAGUGAUAAAGAGUUGAUAAGACUAGCUUUUGGUCCAGAAAGUCUAUUAAUUUCUGUUAUAAAUCGAGCAAAAAUUUACUUAGGCAUUUCAUCAAACACUUCAUCUGCAACUUCAAUAACUUCGCCUUCUUCGCCUUUUAGUACCGUUUCAAAUGCCAAUAACUUCAACCCAUUUCCUCAUUCUUCGCCUAGAAUCAUUGUACCCGAUUCUGGGUUUCAUUCUUCGCCUUCUUGGUCACCAGUUUUUUCAAGAAGUCCACAACCAGUGGAGCCAUUUGACCCUGUUAUGAGCCCAAAUGGAGGAAGUGAAUUAAUGGGUUUUUUUGGUGAGGAAAAUGGUGGUGGAAACCAGUUUUUACAUAGGAGUUGGUCAGUGAAUGAUGUGUUUCUUGGUGGUGAAACAGAUGACAACAAUGGUGGUUUUGGUGGGAGACCUUGCAUGUAUUAUGCUAGGGGUUUUUGCAAGAAUGGGAAUAGUUGUAAGUUUAUGCAUGGUGGAUCUGGUGAUACCCAAGAAGAGUGUUUUGAUGAACAGUCAAUGUUGCGUUUGAAAGCUUUACAGCAACAGCAAAGAUUUGCUGCCGCUAAUCAGUUUAUGGGUUCUGGUGGUCGUCAUCCAUUUGGUUAUAAUAAUCCAAGAUCGGCUCCAGCAGAAUUAAUGAUUAGUGAUGAGUUCCACAGACAUGGUCGAUCCUUACCCGACAGAAAUGAAUUUUCAGCAGUGGCGCUGGGUGGAAUUUCGAAUUCUAGUUUGAGACAAAUUUACUUGACUUUUCCUGCUGAUAGCACAUUUAAAGAGGAGGAUGUGUCUAAUUACUUUAGUAUGUACGGGCCAGUGCAAGAUGUUAGAAUUCCAUAUCAGCAAAAGCGGAUGUUUGGAUUUGUUACAUUCACCUAUCCAGAAACUGUGCAGCGUAUCUUGGCCAAAGGGAACCCUCAUUUCGUGUGUGAUUCUCGCGUGCUUGUUAAACCAUACAAAGAAAAGGGAAAAAUCCCAGACAAGAAGCAAUUUCAGAUACAGCAGCAACCUAUUGAUAGAGAAGAGCUCUCAGCAUGUUUAAGCCCCUCAGGGCUUGAGUCUAGGGAGCUGUAUGACAUUCCCUUUGGUGCAGGAGCAAGGAUGUUUUGCAAUCCGCAUGAGAUGAUAUUGAGAAGAAAAAUGGAGCAGGAUGCUGAAUUGCACCAAGCUAUUGAGCUUCAAGGCAGAAGGUUAAUGAGUUUGCAACUGAUGAAGAACCACCAUCACAACAAUCAGUUCCAUCCCGGCGUCUCUCCAGGUGUUCCAUCUGUCUCCCAGAUGCAAACUCAGUUCCAAAUCAAUCAGGGUCUUGUUUGUUCGUCUAAUGGGAUCAACCAAGAAGCCCUAGAAGAAAAAGAUGGUCUCCAGGAACCCAUUAAACCCCCAGCUAAUGCAACUGAUGAGAAUCAGGAGCAGACCUCAAAUACUGAUAACUCUGAUCCUCAAGAAAGCAUGGACCACAUUCUUCCCGAUAACCCAUUUGCUUCUCCUACGAAAUCGGCUGCAGAACAACAUGCUACAUGUUCCUCUGAUUCAGCUGCAGCUGAUCAUCGGUAACGACGAGGGAUUACUUGAAAGGUUGGUAGCAUCAUAUACAAGUAGUAAAAGUCCUCUAGCUGUAUAGCCAAACAACAGAAGAUCUGUAAGGAAGAUUAAUGCCAUCAUCAAUACCAUACAUACUACCUACAACAAAUACAUAAUGCAUAGGUAAAUGACAGAUGAACUGAUUAAUGGGAAUGGGGUCCCUCUCUGUUCAGUUUUGUACCCUCUUAGUAGUUUGUGUGCUGGACCACACAAAACAAUACCAUAACAAAGGCUUGUAGAGUAGUUGUAACCCUUAGAUAUUCUAGUACUUUUUUAACUCAGCCUUCUUCUUAAUCAUAGCUUUUUGUCAUGUAUAAUUAUGAUGUAGAAAAAUGAAUAUUUUUUUA
Capsicum annuum is the source of this 2428-nucleotide messenger RNA. Its product is annotated as zinc finger CCCH domain-containing protein 53. Bases 378 to 2054 code for a protein of 558 amino acids. Gene Ontology annotation, molecular function: RNA binding; metal ion binding. Lineage: Eukaryota; Viridiplantae; Streptophyta; Magnoliopsida; Solanales; Solanaceae. The record is from RefSeq and is a predicted model, not a curated record. The transcript is spliced from 8 exons.